AUGAAGACAAGCAACAAGAAUAUCUCGAUUCAAGUGUCAGAGAAAUGGGAGAAACUGGCGGCUUCUCCGUCGAUUCUGGACAGUGACGUCUGCCAGGAAACUUUGAGCGAAGUCGAUGAGUGGUUAACGCGAUCUUCUCAUUGGCUUGGCUUUACGCUUCGCUUUGACGGUGGCCUGCUGGAUCCCAUGACGGUCAAGGGAGGAUUGCAACGUACGCUGCACCAUUUCCCGGCCUUGGGAGCUCGAGUCGUCAAGACUGAUAGCGACAAGAAGAAUCUUUAUCAGCUGGCAUUGUUGCCUGACGAUCAAGGAGUCGUUUUGGAGUAUUGCAAGGGAACAACGUCCCGUCCAGACAUUCAUCUGCCCAAUGACUCCGACACCCGUAAACUCUGGAAAGACGCUGGAUUGGAAGCACCUGGGCCAGGAUUCUCUGGGGAAGCAACCGAGAAGGAUCCUCUGUUGAGAGCUCGUUUGAUUGUCUUUGAAGAAAAGCAAGUUUCCUAUCUUUGCAUUGGCAUCAAUCAUGGAAUCUGUGACGGCAGCGGAAUGUGCGAUAUUCUCCAAGUCUGGUCGCAUUUCUGCACCAAGCCAGACCAGCCGCUGCCGGAACUCUUGGCCCGUCGCCGUCUCAUGGGAAAGCGUGUAUGGGAAGCUCAGAAACCUGCACAAUCAGUUUCGGAUCUCUAUGAACGGCUGCCACGCGAGCUUGGAUCUCCCCAUGAUCCCUUUUCGUUUUGGACCUUUCUUGUCAAGCUCUUGCCCAAGGCGAUUUGGUGCAUGGCUCGCCAGGAAGAAGUAGAGCUCCGGGUAAGCGCUGCCGAACUCGCCGCCCUGAAAGAGGCCGUUUCCAAACAGUUGCCAGAUGGCGAGUGGGUUUCCACGUUUGAGGUACUAUGUGCUUCUCUUUUGCUUACCAAGCAAAUCACUUCCCCCACUCCCACUACCAGCAAUGAUACCGUACAACACAAUCUACAUGUAGCGUGCAAUCUCAGGGGACGAUCUAAGCGUUUCGCGAAGGACUAUUUCGGCAAUGCUGCAUUUGACUUUGCCGAACCCAUGACCAUUGGUGCGAGUCCGGCAGCAUGGAAUGCAAGGGAGGUAACUGUCAUGGCCCAAGAAGUUCACCGAGCCAUGCGCAAAGGUUUGGCGGAUGCGGAAUCCAAUGCCUGCAGAGCCAAGGACUGGUUCGAAGCGGCCCGUCAUUUAGGAAUCAAGAACACAUAUGAUAUGUGGUCGCCAGUUGUGUUUGAUGUGCUCGAAGGGGAUGGUACCUUUGUCAAUUCCUGGGACAAGCGAUGGCUCAACUGUGGUAUGGGUGCUGGUGCCGAAAAUGCUUCAUGCAUGGUGGCCUGGUUUGGAACCCUUCAGAACAUGGUGGUGGAAGUGCCUCGGCACUCAGGAACGGGUGAUUCCACGGUUUAUUUUGGCUUGCCACCGACUCACGCCACGAAGUUCAAGGCGUUUUGCCGAAAGCACCAGGACUUGCCCUUUGUCGUAGUGAAAUAG
Seminavis robusta is the source of this 1506-nucleotide messenger RNA. Lineage: Eukaryota; Bacillariophyta; Bacillariophyceae; Naviculales; Naviculaceae. The record is from the annotation of a GenBank genome assembly.